Zingiber officinale is the source of this 1798-nucleotide messenger RNA. RefSeq names its product brefeldin A-inhibited guanine nucleotide-exchange protein 1-like. Bases 320 to 985 code for a protein of 221 amino acids. Gene Ontology annotation, cellular component: trans-Golgi network. NCBI's taxonomy places the organism in Eukaryota, Viridiplantae, Streptophyta, Magnoliopsida, Zingiberales, Zingiberaceae. The transcript has 4 exons. The record is from RefSeq and is a predicted model, not a curated record.
AAAUUUUUCAAAAUUAAAAUUAAUAAAAUCUUAUUUACGGACCACAAUGACUCAAGAUAGGCUAAAUGGAUUAGCAAUUUUAUGUAUUGAAAAAAAAUAUUUUGGAAAAUAUUAAAUAUGAUGAUAUUAUUGAUGAUUUUGUCUUUAAAAGUGCAUCACGAAGACACUUUAAAUGAGUUGCCCCUGUGUUUUUUUUUUACUUUUUUUUUUUCUUUUUGUGAUCCUGCUACACUUGCUACUUUUCUGUUAUUAAGUUGUAUGCUUAACAAGUGAAACUACUUAAUCCGACCUCACCUUUUGUCCAUGCAGGCAUUACAAUAUGAAUCAUAUACGAUUGGUUUGGUCCCGCAUCUGGAAUGUUCUUUCUGAAUUUUUUGUUUCAGUUGGGUUGUCAGAAAAUCUUUCGGUCGCAAUCUUUGUAAUGGAUUCACUAAGGCAAUUAGUUAUGAAAUUUUUGGAGCGAGAAGAACUUGCUAAUUAUAACUUCCAGAAUGAAUUCUUGAAACCUUUUGUGGUCAUCAUGCAGAAAAGUAAUUCUUCUGAAAUUUGUGAGCUUAUUGUUCGAUGUGUUUCUCAGAUGGUUUUGAGUUGUGUUAAUCAUGUGAAGUCUGGGUGGAAAAGUGUUUUCAUGGUUUUCACAACUGCUGUCGCUGAUGACUGUUCCCUUCAUUGCCUGUUGACAAUCUAUACAUGGAAGAAGUGUACGUUAAGUUUGGAGAGGAAUUAUGCUUCACUGUUGGAGGUCAGCAUAUUCCUUUUGGUGCAUCACCACAGGACAACAGAGCUAGCCACAGACAGCAGCAGCAGCAGUCUGCGUGCAUGGCUGAUGCCCAAAGAAAAAGAGAUCCUCUUCAAUUUGCUGCCACGCGAUGACAUCAAUGAAAUGCCUCAUCGAUGCACACACUUCGAGAUCGAGAUACCGCCCGCAGCUUUACUGCACCCAAAUCUCGCCAGGAAGCGAGAUGGAUUGAUUUGCUGGACAUGACAUUUCGUGGAGAAGGAAUGGCGUGGCCGGAAAACUUGUGCCCUGUCUUGUCAACGUAGUUUCUGUCUAUUUUGGAUCUCCGAACAGAAGGGGAAUUAAGAAGAUUAAGGAAACGUAGAAAAGAAGCAUCAAGCACGGUAUAUUAUCCACAGUUGGUCGAUCUCGUAUAGAAUUUCAAGGAUUAAAUAUCAAGUCUCCGCACUUGCAUUUCCAACUCAGGGGCUUGUAAUUGGAGCCGAUGUCUCCCCUCAGAUCGGAGGCCAUGGCCUUGCUCAGUGCUUGAGGGCAGAGCCGGUCCUGGUUGUUUAAAGGCCCUGGGCAAAACUAUUAGUUAUGCCCUAAUUUUUUCUUUCCACCAAAACUUAAACAAUGUAUUCAGCAGAGUGGUUAAGAAUUAAAAUCUUUCUAAAUACUAGUCCCUAUAAAGUAGUACUAAGGAGUUCAGAAUAGCAAAACACAAGAAAAAGAUAUCUGAACAGUCGAAUUAUUUGCUUCUGAUAGAUUCUACAAGGAGGUUCAAGUUCAGUCCAGAUAUUCUACAAAAAAUCAUAAGAAUUUGUAAGGCGUGGAAACACAUUUGGGUGAAACUACAUAAAAACUUUAUAAUUUAUUGAGGAAAAUACAUGUUAGAAAGAAGUGACUGCUAGAUAUAUAGCAGCAAUAUUUCCAAUAGAGAUUAUGGGAGAUAAUUUAAGGAAGCAUACCAUAACUAGAGAAAGGAAAAAUAAACUUACCUGUGGUGAUGCACCAAAAGGAAUAUGCUGACCUCCAACAGUGAAGCAUAAUUCCUCUCCAAACUACAUACAAGGAAUA